CCAUUCACUUCUGCUCUUUUUUCCAUGACAAAUAGGGAAGUGCCACCAGAGAGAAGCUAGCAGGGCUCUUCACUGGCACCGUCCGCCAUCUCCUCGCAGUGAGAACCCAGAGAAGAGACACAGUCAUGGCCUCAUCUGGUCCACUCCUUCCCGAGGAGCAGCUCCUGUGCUCCGUGUGCGCCGCCAUCUUCACCGACCCCGUCACGCUGCCCUGCGGCCACAACUUCUGCCGCUCUUGCCUCUUCGGCCUUUGGGACUCCUCUUCCUCCUCCUCCAGCUCCUGCUCCUGCCCCCACUGCCAUCGCACCUUCCCAUCCCGCCCCGAGCUCAGCAUCAACGCCGCCUUCCGCGAAAUCGCCGAGCGCUUCAAGGCUGCGCGUCUCGUCUCCGUCUCGGCAGAGCCGAAGCUGACCUCCGACCCUCCGCACCAACCCCAGGCGGUCACCGUCACCGCCGCCACCACCGGCGCCCCCGCUGCUGGCGAUGAGAUCCCCUGCGACGUGUGCACCGGCCCCAGGCUCAGGGCCUCCAAGGCCUGCCUGGAGUGCCUGACGUGCUACUGCACGGCCCACCUGGAGCCCCACCUGCGGGUGGCGGGGCUGCGGAGGCACCGGCUGAUCGAGCCAGUGGAGCGGCUGGAGGAGAGGGCGUGCGAGCGCCACGGCCGACCCCUGGAGCUCUACUGCCGCUGGGACCAGAUGUGCGUGUGCCGUUUCUGCGCCGAGACCGACCACCUGGACCACGUGAUGGUCACGCUGGACGUGGAGAGCGUGGAGAAGAAGACCUCACUGAAGAUGCUGGAGGCUGAAAUGAACCAGCUGAUUCAGGAGAGGCUGAAUAAGACUCAAGAGGUCAAACGAGCAGAAGAGCUCAGCAAAGAGAACACUCGGAGGGAGGAAGAGAAGAGCGUGCAUAUGUUCCAGGCGCUGCUCCGCUGUGUGGAGGGCGGCCAGGCGUCUCUGGUGAAGGAGAUGGAGGAGAAGCAGACGAGCGUGGAGCGGAUAGCACAGCGCCACCAGCAGGAGCUGGAGCGGGAGACGGCGGAGCUCAGGGCGAGGAGAGACGAGCUGGAGACGCUGCAGAAGAACGACGACCCCGUCGACUUACUUCAGAGGUUCCCCCAGGCUGUCUCCCGCCCGCAGAUGAAAGACUGGUCAGACACCACGGUGUACACUGACCAGUGUGUGGGCAUAACCAGGAGAGUCCUUUCCAAAGUGGAGGAGAUGCUCAAGACCGAAAUGAAAAAGCUGGAAGAAAAUGAACUGAAGAGGAUGCAGGAGUAUGCAGUUGAUGUUACCUUUGACCCUGACACGGCACACCCCAACAUCCACCUGUCUGAGGACAGCAAACAGGCCGGGCGUGGGGAGACCCACAAGGACCUCCCGGACAUCCCUGCCCGGUUUGACCCGGUCCUGUGCGUGGUGGGCAGACAGGGGUUCUCCUCGGGCCGGUUCUACUACGAGGUCCAGGUCGGGAGCAAGACGUUCUGGGACCUGGGGGUGGUGCGGGAGUCAGUGAACCGGAAAGGGAUGAUCACGUCCAAGCCGGAGAACGGCUUCUGGACCGUGCGCCUUCGGAACAAAGACGAGUACCGGGCUUUGGGCUCGCCCUCAGUCCUGCUCGCCCUGCGGGGGUGCCCCCAGAGGAUCGGGAUUUACGUUGACUACGAGGGGGGCCGGGUGUCUUUCUACGACGCGGAGGCCAGACGCCAUGUCUAUUCGUUCACCGGACAUGCCUUCACCGAGCCGCUCUACCCCUUCUUCAGUCCAGGCGUCGCCGACGACGGGAAGAACCUCGCUCCACUGGUCAUAACGUCUGUCAAUCCACCAAGUGGAUUGUGACUGAUCUAAAAUCAUGACACCCUAUUGUGAACUAUCAGUGUGUUGAGUGUUUAGGUCGUGACCAGAGAAUACAAUAAAAAAAUUGAGAACUCCACAUUCUGUGGCAGUCACAGCAGAUGAAAUAAAUGAACUUAAAUUACAUGAUGUCAAUGAUGAAUCACUCCACUGGUGUUUAUUUAAUAAUUCAGAGACACAUUAAAAUGUCAAUAACAAUGGACCA
Messenger RNA from Clupea harengus (Atlantic herring), 2061 nucleotides. Its product is annotated as E3 ubiquitin-protein ligase TRIM39-like. The record is from RefSeq and is a predicted model, not a curated record. Gene Ontology annotation, molecular function: protein binding; zinc ion binding. Lineage: Eukaryota; Metazoa; Chordata; Actinopteri; Clupeiformes; Clupeidae.